This is a messenger RNA of Mytilus californianus (California mussel), 4011 nucleotides long. Its product is annotated as glycerol-3-phosphate dehydrogenase [NAD(+)], cytoplasmic-like. The record is from RefSeq and is a predicted model, not a curated record. Gene Ontology annotation, cellular component: glycerol-3-phosphate dehydrogenase (FAD) complex; cytosol. The transcript has 9 exons. Gene Ontology annotation, biological process: carbohydrate metabolic process; glycerol-3-phosphate catabolic process. The coding region runs from base 24 to 1199 and encodes 391 amino acids. Gene Ontology annotation, molecular function: NAD binding; glycerol-3-phosphate dehydrogenase [NAD(P)+] activity; protein homodimerization activity. Lineage: Eukaryota; Metazoa; Mollusca; Bivalvia; Mytilida; Mytilidae.
UAUGUUGACAUGUUGAUUAUAAGAUGCAUACGUUCUUGUCUUCGAAAUUGAGAUGCAUACAUUUAUUUUCACAUCAAGUACGAGAAAAUCGGCUUACCCGUAACCGAUUUAAUUUUUUUUACCGUCUACUUUUUCCGGUCCGGCAAACGAUGUCCAAGAAAUCAGUCUGUAUUGUUGGCUCCGGUAAUUGGGGCUCAGCCAUAGCUAAGAUACUUGGUAAAAAUGUCAAAGAACGCAGUGAUAAAUUUGAAAUCUGUGUAAAAAUGUGGAUGUAUGAGGAAAUGGUGGAUGGUAGAAAAUUAACAGAAAUAGUAAAUACAGAACAUGAGAACAUAAAGUACUUACCAGGAGUAAAAAUACCUGAAAAUGUGGUGGCUAUACCAGAUUUGAUAAAGGCUUCAGAAGAUGCAGAUAUACUUAUAUUUGUCUUACCUCAUCAGUUUGUUGCCAAAACUUGUCAGCAGAUGAAAGGAAAAAUAAAGUCAUCAGCUGUUGCAGUAUCUCUUAUCAAGGGUGUUUCCAUUGAUGAUUCGGGGAUGAGAAUGAUAUCCAGUGUGAUUAAGGAAGUUCUAGGUAUUGAAUGUUGUGCAUUGAUGGGAGCUAAUCUGGCUGGAGAGGUAGCUCAGGAGCAGUUUUGUGAAACAACAAUAGGAUGUGCAGUAAAUGGCACAGGAGAAUUAUUGAAGUCCCUGUUUGAGACUCCAUAUUUCAGAUGUUCAGUAGUAACAGAUCAAGCAACAGUGGAAUUAUGUGGUGCUCUUAAGAACAUUGUAGGUAUUGGUGCUGGUAUAGCUGAUGGUCUGGGACACGGAGAUAACACAAAGGCAGCAGUAAUCAGACUUGGUCUGAUGGAGAUGAUCAAAUUCUCAGAAAUAUUUAUUCCAGGUUCACAAAGAUCUACAUUUUUUGAAAGUUGUGGCAUAUCUGAUCUGGUGGCAACCUGUCAUGGUGGAAGGAAUAGAAUGUUAGGUGAACAUAUCGUUAAAUCUGAUAAGACAGUUAAACAAUUAGAAAAAGAGUUACUGAAAGGUCAGAGCUUUCAAGGACCCUUAGCUGCUAGAGAAAUUUUCAAAAUGUUAAAAGAUAAAAAUCUAAUUGAAAGGUUUCCUUUAUUUGUGUCAGUGCAUUAUAUCUGUUUACGAGAAUCUCAACCUGAAGAGUUCAUUGAUUGUUUACGUAACCACCCAGAACAUAUAUGAAAUAUUUAAACAUUAUUUACAAUUAUUUAUCUGCUUCACUACACAUUUCCCAAAUGUUCUAUUGAUGUUAUGUUUUAUUUAUUAGCAGUACAGGAUUUUACACCACUUAACUUCUAUACAUUAUAAAACAGUAUGGUUUGUUAUUUGUUGACAGUGCAAGAUCAGUUUUAAACUAUUUAGAUAAAUUUUAUAUAAUAUGCUGGACAUGUUCAUUCACCUGGCCCAAAGGAGCAUCAGAUAUUUUGUCACCAUUUCUCUGCUGUGAUCCUCAAACUUUUUCUUCACAAAGAUUUUUUCGUAUGGUGUUUUUAUUAUAUUAAUUACAUAUAGCAGCAUUAUAUAGUAACAUAUAUAAAAAUUAAGGAACUUAUAUAAACAAAGCUGGAAAAAAAACACUGGUAUAAGUGGGCUUUCAAUAUUUUUUUCUUAAUAAGUAUUUAUAACCAUCUGCAUCCUCUUUGUUCAAAGGUUUGAUAUGAAAUGAUUAAUAUUUUCCCAGGUUUUCCAAUGGAAAAAGCUUGUACUAGAUGGAGAAACAUGGCAGUCAGGUGGCUGCAAACUGUUUCUGUGGAAUAAUUCUAAAAUUAGUUGUCGCAAAAGAUCUUUUGACUAAAAUUGAGCAUAAGUUAUACUUUAAUUGUACAUGACUAACAAGUAUUUUUUCUCACAAGAUUUUUUUCUGAAAUUGAUCACUGUUGAAAAGAUAUUUUCAGACUGGCAUUGUAUGUUUCAGAAAAUCAAUUCUUACCUAUGUCCUUCCGUGCCAUGCUCCUUGAUUGUUGAAAAUAAUGCCUUUUUCUGUAAUUGCUGAAUUAAAACUUUAGAAUUAGCUUUAUUCUAACUAUAGACAAAAUGGAGGUAAUAUUUAUUUUGACUUUUUUUUGUUUUAAUGGUAGUUUAUAAAUUCUUUAAUUGAUGACAAAUGAAUGACAUUUAAUUUGAUUCAAGAUAUUUUGUGCAAACAGAUCAUUUGUGCUACCUUCAAUCUCUUAAUAUUUGCAAUGUAUCUCCUUUCAUCAAAAAGCAGCCACAGUUCUUGCCCUAAACAUUCAGACAUGGUAUAGUAUUUGACAAAACUUAGAAAUAUAUGACAGCUUUAAUUAAAUAUUAUUUAAAAUAACCUGUUUGUUACUGGUAAUGAUAUCAGCAGUGAUUUAUUAAAGUUCUAGGUGAAUAGUUUAUCAAGAACAGGCUGUUCUACAUGUUUCAGUUUAAAAUUUGGCAUAAAUAAUAUGGUGCUUUUCUGUGAAAAUCACAAAUAAUAUGUUUUGUUUGAAAUUUUUUUCAUUCACUGAUCUAUGCUGAACAGCUAUUAAGGAAAGAUUGCUUAUUAAGGAAAAUGAUAUACUUGUAUGUUAUUUAUUUUCUCGGUUAUUAUCAUAUAUAGUCUGAAAGAAUUAAUAAUUUCAUUGAAUGCAGUUUGGAAGCAGAAAAAGCAAUAUGAAGGAAGAAAGAAUUGUUAAGUAAUAAUAUAUGUAGUGAUUAGAACUGUGUUUGAAUGACUGUUCAGAUACAUUUGCUCUAAAAUGUACAGUAUGAUGUUGAGAAUUGGUUUGCUUAAAAUUUGUAAUUUCUGCUGCAAUAUCUAUCUUCAUUCUUGCAUGGCAGUCAAAAUUUUGUAAGCAGAACAUAUAUAAAAUAUUUUAAAUACUUAAAACAUGAAAAGUUAUAUGUUUUGUAGUGUCAUUAUUUUUAAUAUACCAGUUGCAAAGCUUUUGUGGUUAGCAAAUUUUCUGUAACCAUGGAAAAUGGCACCAGUUAAGACCUUUUCUUUUUCAAAAGUGCAUAAUAUUUUAUAAAAGUUUUUUUUUCUUUUAUUACAUUUUUGUUUACCAAAUAUGAUGCAAAAGUCUUUAUCCGUUUAAAUAGUUUUGUUUGAAAAAAUUGUUUAAUAUAUACAAAAUCAUUGACUUUUCCUAACUUUUUUAAUAUAUAUGGAGUGAUAUAAAAAAAACCUGGAAAUAUUAUGUUUAAAAUGAUUUUAAUUGUUAAUUUCAAUAACCAAGUUUAUUCGUUAAAUUUUUAAUAAAAUGUUAUUAGCCCAUAGAAGAUAUGCAUGGGCAAAUAUCUUUGUAUUAACAAAACCAUUUAUGGUUAUUCACAGCUUUCUCUUAAUAGUGCAAAAAACUAAUAAAAGAUUUAUAGAAAUAUUCGGAAGAUGAACCUUUAUGAGGUGAAGGAAACUUAUGAACAAAGGUACCCAGCAAGCCACUAUCAUAUUAAUUAUAAAGCAAACCCUGACCUCAUUUAUACCACCUCAAAGUUUCAUUCCUAGACUUCUGACAAACAGGACAUUAUUUUUUAUUAAUUUUCUUUUCCUUGAGAAUUACUUCUUGUUGGUUUCAAUAAUUUUUCGAGUUAUUUUCCCACGUGCAAACAAGGGUAGAAAUAAAGCUAUGAUGUGUACAAGCAAAAUGUAAAAGUGUAUUAGCCUACCAAAAUCCGCAAGUUCAGAUAUCAGAUUUUUUUUUACAAACACAGACAGAUCAAUUAUAGAAAAUUCAUGAGCCUAUUAUAUGGGAUACUUUUUUGACUGCCAUAUUUCUUUCACAAUUAAAAUAAUGUUCUACCCAGUCCCAAAGAGUUAGUGCGGCAUACAAUGCCUGUUAACAUUAUUUAUACAAUUAAAAUGAAUUUUGAUAGUUCAUUUUUGUUAAUACCUGUAGUUAAUCCUAAAUAUAUUUUUCAUAUUUUUAUAUUAUAACAACAAGCAUAAGCUUAUGGAUUGUUUAAGUAUUGUUAUUGAUAUUUUAUUUGUUGAUGUAUUGUUAAUCUUAUUGAUAGUAUUUGAUAAUAAAAUUAUUGACUGAUA